Molecule: messenger RNA, 782 nt
Organism: Tarenaya hassleriana
Lineage: Eukaryota; Viridiplantae; Streptophyta; Magnoliopsida; Brassicales; Cleomaceae
Exons: 3
Coding region: 165-779 (204 amino acids)
Source: RefSeq, a predicted model, not a curated record
UUGUGGAUGAGCGAGGGUGUUUGGAGCCUUCUCCUGGCUCACUGGGACUCAGAUGAUGCAGCAGAGAAGAGUCGGGUCGCCUCAGCCAACCGACGGUCUCGAUCUGUGGGGGACCGCGCACCAGCAACUCAUACCGAGGGUAGAAGAUCUUUCGCCAGAGUCCAAUGGAUAUAGCUCAAAAAGAAGGUGUAGAACCGUCGGUUCUACGAGUUCUUCAGGACACACACCGUCGAUCGGACGGUACAUAUGUGAAUGAGCGGGUCCAACAGAUCGAGGAGUUGGUGCAGCCCAAGAUCGACGAUAAAGUCUCCCAGAUGGACGAGAGUACUGCUUCUACACAACUCUCGACAACCGAAGUUAACAGCCUAUAUCUAGAGGUUGUCCAUCCGGAUGCCAAGGGCCGUAUCUAUGGUGUCGGCACCUUGGCAUCUCAACUGGGCGGGGGAGAAACUUCUGCUCCGGCGAUUACUCACCAUGUCGCGCUAAUGCGUGAAAUGGAAGAGUUGAAACGCUCCCAAGAGCGGACGACUGCAGAACUGGCAGAGGCCCGGGCGAAGAUCGAGGAGUUCGAGCAACAUCGGGAGAAGCUACAGAAGCUCUCCGAGACCGAAGCGAGGAUCGUACGCUUCGAGGAGAUGAUGCAGCGCCUCACACCGUUCAUGCCGCCUAUAUUCGACCAGUAUGACUUUCCGACGACAUCUCGGCAGCCAGAUGAUCCUCAGGACGAUCCGGAGGACGCAUCCGCCAAUCUCGGCAAUGAUACACCGGUUGAUCCAUAGACA